Molecule: messenger RNA, 2438 nt
Organism: Gavialis gangeticus (Gharial)
Lineage: Eukaryota; Metazoa; Chordata; Crocodylia; Gavialidae
Gene: MORN1
Product: MORN repeat containing 1
Exons: 14
Coding region: 48-1475 (475 amino acids)
Source: RefSeq, a predicted model, not a curated record
AUGGGCGGCCGCAGGCGGUUGCCAGGGCCCGGCGUCCCGGCGACAUCAUGGCGGCCAUGCGGCCCGGCUCCUACUCGGGUGGCCUGAGAAUGCGGCGGCGGGAUGGAUAUGGGCUAUAUGUUUAUCCUAAUACCUUUUUCCAGUAUGAAGGAGAAUGGAAACAAGGAAAAAAACAUGGUCAUGGCAAACUAUUAUUCAAGGAUGGAAGUUAUUAUGAAGGCGAGUUUGUGGAUGGUGAAAUUUUGGGGAAUGGAUUGCGAUAUUGGGCAUCUUCAGGAAACACUUACUCAGGUCAAUUCAUGUUAGGAGAGCUCCAUGGACAUGGAGUCAUGCAAUACAGAGAUGGUGGGAAAUAUGAAGGAGAAUUCUUUUGUGGAAUGAGAGAAGGAUAUGGGUUACUGGUUGACAGGGAAGGACAAAUUUAUCAAGGAUCUUUCCACAAAAAUAAGAAGCAUGGAGGAGGUAAAAUGACCUUCAAGAAUGGUGAUAAGUAUGAAGGAGACUGGAUCCUGGACCAGCGACAAGGUCAUGGGGAACUGCACUGUGCCGAUGGAAGUAUAUAUGAGGGGCAGUGGAGAAAUGACAUGUUCAAUGGACAGGGCACUAUAAUUCAUUGUUCUGGUGUCAUCUAUGAUGGACUGUGGAUCAAUGGCUACCCUGCUGCUCAAGCAAAGAAGAUAGUGAUUUUGGGCCCAGAAGUUAUUGAUAUAAUUCAGGGAUCUUCUAUCACCCUUCAUGUACAGCUACAGAAUGAAGAAGGAGAGGUUUGUGAAUGUACGGACAUGUUUACAGAUAUUUUAUGCCAUAUAAGACCAGCAGAGCAAGUUUCUGGUUUCUGGUUAGUACAAGUAAUGCAAGAAAGUGGAUUUGAAUGUAUUAGCUACCCUUUGAUGGAUGCCAUAUCUGAAAGCCAGAAACUGAAAGCUGCUUUCCCUAUAGUUAGCAAAUCUGGAUUUGCAUUGGCUGAUUUAUCAAUUCCUGAGAGAGUUAUAGAGCCAGAAUCAGGAUCAGACACCAUGCAUGGAGCUGGAGAUGCCCCCAGCAAUCAGGAUGUAUUUGAAGAUGAACAUCCCUGUCCUCCUACCAGUCAGAGAGUGGAACAUGGCUGUGCAAUUUUCAGAAACAUCUUGCUUGCACCUCCUCCAGCUAAUUAUCUGCCCUUUCUGCUUGUGGAUGAAGUAAGCAAAAAAGGAGGCAGAAAGCCAAGUGGCAGAAUAUCUGCUGAGAAAGCUGAGAAGAUGACAGUCUUGCAAGAGAAAAUUGGAGACAGCAGAUCUGAGAUGACAUCCAAACGGCACGAGUUAAAAAACGAUCAGUGCUCCAUGAAGAACUGUAGCGUUUUGCCAGGCAAGUAUGUGCUUAUGGUCCAUGAAGUAACCAUGCCCCCAUUUUUGGGCCAGACUCUCCCACCAGCCUUCAAACUCUUAAGGGUUUUGCCAGAGAAAAUCAAAAACAAGAAAGCGACCAGCAAGUAAAGAAGGAACAUAAACGUUCAGGAAUUCACAGGCUGUGUCCAAUGCACACUGUAGUUUGUGGAGGUUUUACCACUGAGUACAAUAGGAGUUGGACUGAUCCCUUGGGCCUCAGAUGAUGUAGGUUUUGAAAAAAGGGGUAUACUAACAGCAAAGAAAUAAUUGACCAACAGAAAUCCAUUUCACAAAGUGUCCUACCUAGUCACAUUUUAGAUGAUACAUCCGUAUUUAUGAGAUGGAGAGAAAUGUCUUUGAUGAAUCCUAUUUUUCAUCAUUAUAUAAGUUGUAUGUAUUUUUAACAAAAUUCUAUUAAAAUAAACUGAAAAUUCAGGCCACAGUUUGAUCAGAUAAUGAUGCCAUAAAAACUGGUGAACCAUCUGAACAGCUAAUGGGUAAAAUCAUACAUAGCAAAUUAACUUUUAUGACCAUGGUGAUCACCUCUCUUAUAACACAUUUAUGAAUAUAUUGUUUUGUGGAUAAAAAGUCUUGUUCAUCUAAUUCACAUGAAAGACACUCACUGCCUAAAAGAUGACAACCAGGCAGCUGUCUUGUCUCCUGAAACUGGCUUCUGUCUUCAGUGAAGGAGGAUCAAAGUUAGAUUAAUUAUUCCAGAAAGGCCAUUGCCAAAUAGUCCAUAAAUGAAGCUAAACAAUGGUAGAGAAAUGCUGAGUUCAUGUGGUUGGAACAUGUUUGGGUUUGAUGACAGUUGCCACUGAACAUACAAGUGUUUUCACGCCAACUAAACAAUCAAGAUUCAGUUGUAGAACACCUGAAAGUUGGCAAGCAAAGGGAAAAGGACUGCAUUCUGAUCAGAAAAGGGACAAUCAAAACAGAAAAAGAUUUGAAGAGCAUCUCUAGAAAAUCAAUAUAAUUAAUAUUUGACUAGGGCUUUUCAGUAUUGAAAAUGAAACUUUAACUGGAAAAAGUAUGAUGGGGGCAUGUAUAUUAAAAAGGAAAAUAGGAUGA